Molecule: messenger RNA, 2589 nt
Organism: Folsomia candida
Lineage: Eukaryota; Metazoa; Arthropoda; Collembola; Entomobryomorpha; Isotomidae
Product: hemocyanin F chain
Exons: 13
Coding region: 125-2467 (780 amino acids)
Molecular function (GO): oxidoreductase activity
Source: RefSeq, a predicted model, not a curated record
CCAAAAUCGCACACCUCAUUAGAUAAUGUAAGACGAAUUAAAUUACGUGGUUUGGUUUAGUUGCGAUUUCAUCGCCUUGCAGCAAGGGCGUGUAGCACUGCGUUGUUCCUCAAAAGAUAUCAAAAUGAUGCCACAAAUAUUUGUUAUAUUUUUCGGGAUCAUUUCCGGGAUAAAUUCUCAACAGUCGUACUUUUCUCUCCCGAGUAGAUUGAGAUUUACCCGUGGAGAAUUUCCCGUCCCGUUGUUUUACCAGGCUAGUAGUCCGACCAGUGCACCUGCCUCCCGGACCGAUUUGCAACAACAGUUUACCGAUAUUUUUAACUGGAGUAAAGAUCUAGUUAACGAUUCACGCUUUAAGGGAUGUCCAGUCCCAAAUAUUAGCGAUAUUUCCAACGCGAGUCCAAAAUCUUCGUUGUUUUUUGGGUUAAAUCCUCAGCACAGGAUGGCAGCCAUGAGAUUGCGUAGUAUUCUUAAUGAUGAGAAGAACUUAGAAAAGAAAAUCUGCCUGGCCGGAGCUCUGCGUGACUUGCCUGGAAUUAAUCCAAACGCUUGGAUUCGUGGCGUUUUUGGAGCAUAUUUCUCAACUUCAGAGCUCUUUUCGUUUAAUGCUCCACCACUUGUGGAAGUCAUGCCGAACAUUUUUCUGAGCAGAGAAGCUCUCCAAACGGCGAGAGAACAGGGAAAUAAUCCUGAUCAAAGUGCAAGGGGUUGCACUGUAGUUGAUGGACGCGUCGGGAGUGAUAAUGGCAUCGAGAAUGUUUUGUGGUACUUUCGAGAGGAUUUGCAAGUCAACUCAUUUCAUCUAAAUUGGCAUCUUAUUUACCCAAUUAACGGUCCAACAAAGGCUGAUCGACAAGGAGAGCUUUUUUACUUUUCUCAUCACAGUCACUUGGCUCGCUAUCACGCGGAACGCUUGUCUCUAGGGCUCUCCCAAAUCGCACCACUUUUCAUCGAUCACAACACAGUUGUCGGGGAACAGUAUAAUUCCCACUUGGAUGAUACCAACUCGGGACAGACGUGGACACCGAGACGUGCAAAUAUCUUGGUACAAGAUACACUGUUUGAAAAUAUGGUGGGAGCGCCACCCUUUAUCACAGUUGCUAAUCAGAGUGAGCUUAUCGCCAGGGUUGUCGAUUCUAUCCGCAGGGGAGAAUUAUUAUUGCCCAACCGACAAGGAGCCGUCUUGUUAGACUCCAGAACAGGAGUUGACCUAUUAGGAGAUUUAAUCGAGGCCACAACUUACACCAUUAACGGAGAUUAUUAUGGCAGUUUCGGCUUCCACAAUGAAGGUCACGUCCUCCUCGGUUUUAUCGAGGACCCUCAAAACGUGACAGGCUUACCGCCCGGAGUUAUGGCAGAGGUAGCGACAGCGAUGCGUGACCCAAUAUUUUACAGAUAUCACACCGCAGUGGAUCAAGUGUUUGACGUGUAUAAGGAACUCUUGGUUCCAUAUCAGCGUGACGGGGGAGAAUUACCCUUGAGAUGGGAAGGAAUUGACAUCACACAAUUUCACGUAACUCAAGACGACGCAACUCUACCUGCCAACAGAUUGACAACAUUCUUUACUCAAAACACUUUCGAGUUAUCAAGAGGCCUAGACUUUCAAGGGUCUGGAGUUCAAGGAAAUGUAGGCGCCUGUGUGACACAGUUAAAUCAUAACUUGUUUACUUACACGAUUGACAUGAAUCGUGCCCCCACCCUUGGCUCUGGCACUGCUACCGUGCGAAUCUUCAUGGCACCCAGAUUUAACGAAAGAGGGGAAAGAUACUCGAUUCUUGACCAGAGAAAAUUAUUUUUUAUGAUGGAUCUUUUCAGAGUUGAACUUCAACCUGGAUUAAAUCGCAUCACUCGGCGUUCCACAGAAUCGUCUUUAACGAUCACUCCUCCCAGUGAUACUUCGUCUGAAACCAGAUACUGCGGAUGUGGUUGGCCUAACCACAUGCUCCUCCCACGUGGAACUGAGGCUGGCAUGCCGUUCGACCUUUUCGUUAUGCUAACAAAUGGAAACGAGGACACCGUGCGGUCAACAGGACAGCCACCACAGGCUGGUCAAUGCGCUCCAGCUCCGAUCUAUUGUGGCAGGAUGAACGACACUUAUCCCGACGCGAGACCCAUGGGUUAUCCGUUUGAUAGAUUACCAUACGCAGUGGCCUCGGCUGAUGCAUAUGGAUUGUCGGACGUGCCAAGAUAUGUGGCUACGUUGGAAGAGUACGUUGCUGGGAUUGGGAACAUUGCGAUUGCAGAGGUUACGAUAACCCACGUCGGCUCAACGGCUGCGGUACUGCAAUCACAAAAUAUACUCUCAACCAACCUAAAUCCUAGUCAGGCCGACGGGAUUACUGGUCAGGACAAUACCAUUAGGCGACGGCGCGCAAGAAAGCGUGCACGCGUUGCGUCGCCACUGCCAAGACCUCAAGGAAAUUCGGAGACGUCGAGUUCUUUCGCUUAUUAUUUCCGAUCGCGAUAAUUGUGAUUAUCACUAUGUAAAUAGUAUGACAUUGGUGAAUAUAUAUUUAUAUUUGUCUACAAAGAUUUAUACGUUUUGUAACAUGGUUUUUGAAAGUAAAAAGCGUAAACUAAUAGAAGAAA